AUGAAUAAACAUUUGAGGAUCACGGUUAUCACUCUUCAUUUCACACCACACUCUCACAAUUCCACAUUCAUCUCUUCUGAAUGCUUUAUCGGUGGCGCUAUCAGCCUUGCACCGCCGUCUCACCGAACCUCCAUUGGACUCAACUUCCAUCGGCCUUACUCGCAUCGCUCCCUUCCGUCGCACCCCUUCCGUCGGCCUUGCUCGCAUCACUCCCGUUCGAACCCUAAUGUGCGUUUCUCUUCGAUCUCGCCACUAGUGCUUGCUCUUCUCCGUGUGUUACUGCGUUUCUCUUUCGAUCUUGCCUCAGCUGUGCAGCUGCUGCGACAUGGCGAGGUUGGUUUGGGCUUUGUGCUUUGUGCUACAGAGGAGAAAGCUAAUGAGUGUUUUAGUGCUGCAAAGUAUAUCAUGGAGAUUUCGGAAUCAAAGUUGGCAAAGCAAUGUUCUUCCCCAGAUAAUGAGCAUUCAAAUGUCUCAAUUGGUCUUCUACUCGGAACCCCUUCUGAAAUUAUUCAGUACAUUGAAGAGGGAAGUGUUGUCCCUGCUGAAAUAAGAUAUAUGGUUUUGGAUGAUCUAGAUUUCAUGCUUGGUAGUGGCCUUGGUUCUAACAUCCACAAGAUUCUCGAACCAUUACAAGAUCAUGAAUCAACAUCUUCUUACAAAAGAUUUCAAACCGUUCUAGUUACAUCGUCGAUCACCGAGGUUUUGGGUGAUGAAUCCCCCAUUGUGAAGCAUCUUGAGCGUGAUCAUGCUGAAAAUAUUUAUGUAAUUGAUAUUGGUUUGGUAAUCUGAUGGAUAUGAAAUUGAUGACUGCAUCUUAAGAUAUUUAUGUAAAGAUGGCAGGGAAAGAUGUAGGUACUAAACUAUCUCACCCAGUUUGAAAC
Messenger RNA from Arachis duranensis, 881 nucleotides. RefSeq names its product DEAD-box ATP-dependent RNA helicase 39. Bases 1 to 789 code for a protein of 262 amino acids. Gene Ontology annotation, molecular function: ATP binding; nucleic acid binding. The record is from RefSeq and is a predicted model, not a curated record. The transcript is spliced from 5 exons. Lineage: Eukaryota; Viridiplantae; Streptophyta; Magnoliopsida; Fabales; Fabaceae.